Truncatella angustata is the source of this 1554-nucleotide messenger RNA. RefSeq names its product cytochrome P450. Gene Ontology annotation, molecular function: iron ion binding; oxidoreductase activity, acting on paired donors, with incorporation or reduction of molecular oxygen; heme binding. NCBI's taxonomy places the organism in Eukaryota, Fungi, Ascomycota, Sordariomycetes, Amphisphaeriales, Sporocadaceae. The coding region runs from base 1 to 1554 and encodes 517 amino acids. The transcript has 5 exons. The record is from RefSeq and is a predicted model, not a curated record.
AUGACGGGCUUUUCUGUUACAGUUCAGAGCAUCGUCACCCUGGGCGCCGCCUGGGUCGUGUUUGAGCUUCUGAAGGCACUCUAUAAUAUCUCCCCACUUCACCCGCUACACAAGAUUCCGGGUCCGAAACUCGCGGCGGCCUCUUAUCUGCUGGAGUUCUAUCACGAUGUCGUCCUUGGGGGUAGAUACACGCACGCUAUCCAGCAGAUGCAUGAGCAAUACGGUCCCAUAGUUCGCAUCAACCCAAAUGAGACGCACUGUAAUGAUGUUGGCUUCUCGGACGAGAUCUACGCCGUUGGCGGCAGAAAGAGGGACAAGCCCGUCCACCAAAUCAGCGGUUCCGCUGCGGGAGCUGGGAACUCCUUCGGCACCAAAGACCACGACCUGCACCGGACCCGGCGCGGGCCCGUGGCCAAAUUCUUCUCACAGGCCAUGAUCGCCAGGCUGGAAGGAGAGAUCCACGGCAUGGUGCACAGACUGUGCGACAAGCUGCUCGCGGAGGCUGGCAGGAAGGAACCCAUCGAUGUCGCUAUGGCAUACAGCUGUUUCACCUCUGAUGCCAUCUUCGGCUACUGCUUCGGCGAGGAACAGGGCUUCCUGCGCCAGGAGGGCUGGUAUCCUAACCAUCGGGAGGCGACACUCGCCGUUCUCAAGCCAGUCUUCUUCCUUCGGUUCUUUCCGGUCUUGGCCAAGUUGCAAGACUACGCAAUUCUGUUCGUCGACUACCUCCCUGAGGACGUCGCUCUCCUCCUCCGCUCGCUGAAGAUCACCGUUCCCGGCCUCGUCGCCAAGACCAAGGUAGAUCUAGACGCCGGGAUCCGUCAUGAGCGUCCAACUGUCUUCGUCUCGCUCCUGGAGUCCGAUCUAGACGCUGAUGAGAAGUCACUAGACAGACUUGCUGAAGAGGCCAUCACCGUCGUCAAUGCAGGCACCGAGACCACGAGCUGGGCACUGACCGUUAUCACCUUCCAUCUGCUGAGUAAGCCACAACUACUCUCGAGGCUAAGAAAAGAACUCGAAGAUGCUGUCGAGAAUCCGAACAACUUGCCUCCCUGGACUGUGCUCGAGAAGCUCCCGUACUUGGGUGCCGUGAUUCAGGAAGGUCUGCGCCUGUCGUACGGCGUAUCGGCCCGUACUGCGCGUGAGGCCACGCAAGAGGACCUGAUAUACCGCGGAGAAUUCAACAAGAAGCCGGUUGAGCUGCUGCUGCCACGGGGCUUCGCCAUCGGUAUGUCGGCGGCCAUCACGCACCACGACGAGAACAUUUUCCCGGAUUCCCACUCGUUCAUCCCCGAGCGCUGGCUGGACGAGAACAACCAGCGGAGGAAAGAGGUCGAGCGCGGCAUGAUGGCCUGGUCCAAAGGUAGCCGAGCAUGUCUUGGAAAGAAUCUCGCGCUUUGCGAACUUCAUCUGAGUCUUACGGCUUUAGUCCUACGUGUCAUCCCUCGCAUGACACUCUUCGAGACGACAGAAAGGGAUGUUAUUUACGAUCAUGACAUGUUCAUUCCGCGCCCUGUCGCGGACAGUAAAGGCGUGCGCGUCACUAUUGAAUAG